GCUGUUUUCUUCCCUUUCUUACCAAUCAGUACCUGAUUUUCAAUCUCUACAGAUAUACGUCAACAAGAAUCCCUUUUUCCUUCACAUUUCAAUCUCCCAUAUAAUAUAUAUAUAUAUAUACACACACACACACACUAUACACCACCUCAGCACUCUUCUCUCAAACAUUUGUUCAAACCAAGAGCCAGCAAAUGAGUUAUGAAGAAAUCACCAUCAUCGGUCUGGUCCUUCUCUCACUAUGUGUUGUGAUUCUUGCCCUCAUCCUCUUCAUCAUCUGCAAAAGGAAACCAGUUAAAGAUGAGGAAGAGGAAGCUCUUCCGGUGGCCAAGCUCUCUGCAUCCUCCUAUCCCUUAACGGAAAUCGACGCCGCCACGGACGCCUUCAACCACCGCAGGAUCAUCGGCAAAGGCCGGCUGGGGACUGUGUACGCGGCGGUCAUGCCUAAAGGAGAGCUGGUGGCGGUCAAGAGAAUCCACCCGCGUCUUGUAUUAAACAACGCGGGUUUUGGCUUCUCUUCCAUACUCAAAUGGCUUUCUUUAGCCGAUCAUCCCCACGUGGUGCCCAUCACAGGGUUUUCGGAGGCUCCAGGGGAAAGAAUCAUAGUGAUGGAAUUCGGCGGAAUGCUGAGCCUGGAUUUUUACUUGCACCAAAACCCCGACGGGGCAGCGCUUCUGGACUGGAGCAGGCGGCUGAGGAUUGCGGCCGGGGCGGCCAGGGGAAUCGAGUACUUGCACGAAGUGAUGGCACCGCCUAUAGUACACGGUUGUGUGAAGCCAUCAAACAUCUUAGUGGACGUCAAAUUUUGUGCCAGAAUAUGCGACUAUGGGCUGCAUUUUUUGGCACCCCACGAGAGGCAAGGUCUACUGGGGUACGUGGACCAAGAGUAUUGGAGGGAUAAAAGGGGUGCUUCAAAGGAGUGCGACGUGUUUGGAUUCGGGGUGGUGCUGUUGGAACUAUUGAGUGGGAGAAGAAGCGAACAAGGGUUGAUCGUAGAAUGGGCGUUGCCUUUGAUCAAAGGGAUGAGAUUUAGUGAGUUGUUGGACCCGAGGCUUGCAAUUCCGUCGGAGGUGGAGCCGCUGGUUAGAUUGGGUAGGGUUGCAGUGGCUUGUGUUGGGAAUUGUCGGAAAAAUAGGCCUUCCGUAGCACAAGUAGCGGCAAUUUUGAGCGAUUUGGAGAUGAAUUUAUGAGUUUUUGAUGUUCCAUCAUUUUUAGAUGUUACAUAUUACGCCCAUACAUUAUUCUGUA
Molecule: messenger RNA, 1245 nt
Organism: Sesamum indicum (sesame)
Lineage: Eukaryota; Viridiplantae; Streptophyta; Magnoliopsida; Lamiales; Pedaliaceae
Product: Protein kinase superfamily protein
Biological process (GO): protein phosphorylation
Cellular component (GO): plasma membrane
Molecular function (GO): ATP binding; protein kinase activity
Source: RefSeq, a predicted model, not a curated record